Rasamsonia emersonii CBS 393.64 is the source of this 699-nucleotide messenger RNA. RefSeq lists its product as uncharacterized. NCBI's taxonomy places the organism in Eukaryota, Fungi, Ascomycota, Eurotiomycetes, Eurotiales, Trichocomaceae. The coding region runs from base 1 to 699 and encodes 232 amino acids. The record is from RefSeq and is a predicted model, not a curated record. The transcript has 4 exons.
AUGGUAUUCCAGAAGCCAGAUGAGCGCGACCUAACAGCGUGGAAGCCGAACGAAGCAGCGCCCUGGCCUAAUGGUGUUUCAUCCUACAUCCAUACUCUCGACAGCGUCAAGAAUCAUGUAGCCGAACUUUUCACCCACUAUCGCCAAUUCGAGGAACGCACUUCUCAAUCCACACUGAUCACAAAAGACAUCAAUGAUCAACUCGCAGAAUUGCGCGAGCGUAUAGAUACAGACAAGUUCUCCGGGCCAACAACAGGGAACCUGAAGAAGCACAUUCCGGACGCACGCCAGAACGAAAUCAUGCUACCUGAUGGUAGCCCAGGCCGUUCUUUUGUUAACAAGGGAAGGCCAGACGUGUGUCCGACAGGCAGUGAAGGAGAACCUGUCGGGUUGUUUUAUGGCUCGGGAACAGCCUACCAGCGUUGCCAGGGCAUGAAACGAGAGUGCAAGAGGAUGGAAGAAAAUUUAGAACUGGUAUCCGUCGCUACGCACAAGAAACGCGGCUCAAAGCAUCGAAGGAACGGAGCCAGAGCAAUGGAAAUCGUCAGCCGUAGAAUUUCUUGCAAAACAGACAUCUGGCAAUAUUGCGGAUUUUUCGAUCAAAAACCCAAAGAAUCUCUAUCUCAAAAAGUGGUCAAAAGGAUAGACCAUUUUCAUGAAGAGAUCAACUCGCAAGAUCUUCCCUCAAUUGAGAACUGA